AAAUAACACAACAAGCAAUCUCACUUAAGUUUUACAUCGGAUGUCUGUGAGUUUGACUAUGAACCAGCAACCUAGAUCAUCGGAUCCGUCUGAAAGGGGCAUCUCUAACUCGGAGAUAGUUUGGGGGGUUAACUAAAAACACAGCAACUGCACAAGUUUAACUUUUAGGCAUGACAACCGACUGUCCAAUGGAGGAGCCACUGGUAGAGGAGUUAACUUUUCUAGAAGGCUCAGCUCCCUUCAGUAGUUGUCAUGCUUCUACAAUUGUCGAGGUUGAUAAGGACAAUUUUUUGGUUGCCUAUUUUGGGGGCACAUCAGAAGGUGCAACUGAUGUCAAGAUUUGGUUGCAGACUUACAAAAAUGGAAGAUGGGAAUCACCUGUAGUUGCUGAUGAUGAACCAAAUGUUCCUAUGUGGAACCCUGUACUAUUCAAACUUCCGUCAGAUGUGCUACUUCUAUUUUAUAAGAUAGGCCAAGAAGUUCAAAAAUGGAGUGGAUUUGUCAAGCGAUCAUAUGAUAAAGGCAUUACUUGGACAGUAAGAGAACAACUUCCUCCUGGUAUAUUAGGACCUAUAAAAAAUAAGCCCAUUUUGCUAGAGAACAACCAUUUAAUUUGUGGAUCAUCUGUUGAAAGCUGGAACUCGUGGGGUGCCUGGGUGGAGGUCACAACAGAUUUUGGCAAGUCAUGGAGCAAGCAUGGCCCAAUUUACAUUGAAAAUGAACCUCUAAGUGUGAUUCAACCAGUACCUUAUCAGACUGCAGAUGGUAAAUUACGUGUCUUACUACGAUCCUUCGAUGGCAUUGGUAGAGUAUGUCUAUCAGAAUCAUCCGAUGGUGGCCAAACUUGGGGAUAUGCAAAACCUACUCAACUCCCUAACCCAAAUUCAGGUAUUGACGGGGUCAAGCUUAGAGAUGGUCGUAUUUUGCUUGUUUAUAACACUACAUCGAGGGGCGUGCUUAAAGUUGCACUCUCUAAAGAUGACGGUGAUUCUUGGUAUGAGGCUCUCACAUUGGAGGAUUCAUCUGGAAUGGAAUUCUCAUAUCCUGCUGUUAUCCAAGCUAGUGAUGAGCUAAUACAUAUCACCUAUACAUAUAAAAGGACACAAAUUAAGCAUGUUGUUCUUAAACCAAAUUGAUGUGGAGUAAAUUGUUUCAAGUAAGAAGAAACAAUCUUCACACAUCUUACUUCUUAUAAUAUUUCAAACGGAAGAGAAAAGUUAUCCGUACAAAGAACACAAGAGAGGUUUCCAGUGUAGUCAUGGGCAUAGUUGCAGUUGCAGGUGUGGAGUUAUUUUGCCCAACUAUUAUUAUAUAUAAUAUUCUGAAAGAGUUGUUGUGAUUAAACUAUUAAUGUGUUGGAGAAUAAUUUAAAGCGAGUUUAGAAGAGUUUUUUAUUUUUAUUUUAUAAAAGAGGUUUAUAUUAAAAUAAACGAAAUUAUACAUCAAGAGAGUAUUUAACAAGGGGAAGGGAGGUUCCACUACUUGAAGGCUAAAAGGAGGGGAGUGCCCUUGUUGAGCCAACAUAUGAGCACAUUUGUUUCGUUCCAGGAGGAGUAACAGAGAGAGCCAGUCCAGUCCUUUAUUUGCAUGAGGGAAGUAUUUUGUUUAAGUAGUAGGAGCGACAUGAAUUGGGUAUGACUUAUCUUGACCAUAUUAAAAAGAACAGCAGAAUCAGUUUCGAAAACCACAUUUCUGAAACCAUGAGAACGAGCAAGAUCAUUUCCACUUCUAAUGGCCCAAAUUUUCCGCAAAUAGAGAACUACUAGAAGUCACUUUAGUGUAAAAACAUUUGAUGAAAGAAUCAUUAUGAUCCUUCAAGAUACCUCCACAUGAAGAAGAUCCAUCAACAAAGUUGUAUGAGCCAUCUACAUUCAUCUUGAGGUCCCCCCAAGAGGGGCUUAGCCCAUUGAGACUGCUAUCAAAAGGCAUGCUCGGUUUAGCCAAACCAUUUUGGAUAAAAUCAACCUAGUGCCAAAGAUCACGACCCAAAUUGGAGGUAUGGGAGAAAACUAGAGUGUUUUAGUCCUUUCAAAGGGCAUUAGUGACCACGCCAAAGAAUAUCUGCCGUAACCAAGUUGUAUUUCCGAUAUCAGAAUCAGAGAUAUUCCAUUCAAGCUAUGCAUACAUGUCAAGGCUUAAAAAACUUGCUAGAAUGAUCAAGUUUGAUAACUUUAUUCCUAAAAUCCUGCACAUCUUCACAAUUCCUAAUGAUAUGCAUUAGCUUUUCAGGGGCUGAGAAGCAACAAGGACAAAGAUUAUCCGGUGCCGUAUCUCUGUGACAAAGUUCAAUAAGGUGCUUUCCCUGAGCCAUCUUCCAUGGUGUGGUUUUGAUUCUGGUCGAGCCCUUCUAGUUCCAAACUUCCUUAACUCGGAUGUUGUAGGCAGAUUUCAAGUUGAACUGACCAUUAAUGGAUUUAAGCCAAGAAGGGAAGUCCUGUUGGCCAUUUGAAGAAGGGUUCAGUUGAUGGAUUCUAUCACAUAUAGAAAUAGGAAGAAUUUAAUCCAACUAACUCCAGUUCCAAUCAUUUCAAUUACUGUAACUGGAACUGAAAAAUCAGCUUUUCAUUGAGGCAUAUCAUGCGAUAAUGUAUCAACAAGAAUACCACAUGGAAUCCAGUUGUCUUUCUAAAACUUUGUUGCAUGACCAUGACAAUUCACA
Molecule: messenger RNA, 2659 nt
Organism: Cicer arietinum (chickpea)
Lineage: Eukaryota; Viridiplantae; Streptophyta; Magnoliopsida; Fabales; Fabaceae
Source: RefSeq, a predicted model, not a curated record